Molecule: messenger RNA, 2526 nt
Organism: Aphidius gifuensis
Lineage: Eukaryota; Metazoa; Arthropoda; Insecta; Hymenoptera; Braconidae
Product: solute carrier family 26 member 10-like
Exons: 14
Coding region: 367-2502 (711 amino acids)
Biological process (GO): transmembrane transport
Cellular component (GO): membrane
Molecular function (GO): sulfate transmembrane transporter activity; oxalate transmembrane transporter activity; bicarbonate transmembrane transporter activity
Source: RefSeq, a predicted model, not a curated record
UAAGUUUGAUGACUCAAUGUGGCUUAAAUGUAUAUAUGUUGAGCAACAAGUGAUUAACAAAAUCCUUAGCAACGUUGGACACCACGCCAUUGUGAUCACGUGUCGUUAAAUCAGUCUGAUAUCAAGCUUUGUUAAUCAUAACUCGUGAUUCAAUAUACACGCAUAUAUAUUAAAAUUAAUAAUUCAAUUCUUCAUUGUGUUUUGUUAUUGUGAUUAAAAGAGUCACUUGCGUAAUUUGAGCACUUUUCUUUUAUACACAAACAGUGUUUUUUCCUCAUUUUUUAAAAUAACAAAUGUAUAUUUUAUUUUCAACAUCAAGUAGUGUAAUUGUUUGUAAUAUUUAAAAAGUUUUAUUAAUUUAUCACAAUGGAGACAGGUUGUUUGUUAAGAAAUGAAUCCAAUAGUCAUUUUGAUAAUUUUGGUGAUGAAAUGAUGAAUAAUCGUGAAGUUAUGAUAAGACGUCCAGUUUUUCAACAGGAUGAUAUUGAUAGAGUUUGUAAUUACAAUUCACCAGAUAAAACAUUGAGUGAAUCAAUUAAAAAAAAAUAUGAUAAAUUUAAUAUAAAUAUAUUUUUAAAAAAUUUAUUUCCAAUAUUUAAUUGGCUACCAAAAUAUAAUUGGAAAAAAAAUUUACUUGGUGAUGUUAUUGCUGGUUUUACUGUUGCAAUUAUGAAUAUUCCACAAGGAAUGGCUUAUGCUAUGCUGGGAAAUGUACCACCAAUUGUUGGUUUAUAUAUGGCAUUUUAUCCAGUUAUUGUUUACAUGAUUUUUGGUACAUCCAGACAUAAUUCAAUGGGAACAUUUGCUGUUGUUUGUAUGAUGACUGGAAAAGUUGUACUUAAACAUAAUUUAAAUGUGGAUUCUCAUGUUAAUUCAACAGUUGAUGGAGUUAUUGGAACAUCAACAAAUCAUGACAAUUCAAUUCAAAUUGCAACGAUUGUUACAUUUGGAGUUGCUAUUAUUCAAUUGGCCAUGUAUUUACUACAGUUGGGAGUGAUAUCUUCACUUUUGUCAGAUACACUUGUUAGUGGCUUUACAACUGCUGCUGCUGUUCAAGUUUUUACAUCACAAAUAAAAGAUUUGUUGGGAAUACAUCUUCCAAGACGUCCUGGUAUACUCAAAGUCAUUUACACUUACUAUGAUGUUUUCAACGCAAUUGAUGAUGUCAAUGUAACAGCAAUGAUCAUAUCAAGUAUCACAAUUGUUGCUUUGAUAUUUAACAAUGAAAUUUUAAAGCCACGUAUUGGAAAAUUAUGUGCAUUUCCAAUUCCAAUUGAAAUGAUUGUAGUUUUAAUGGGAAUAUUUGUAUCAGCUCAAAUGGAUUUAUCAGAUAUUUAUAAUGUCAAAACAAUUGGUCUUAUUCCAGUUGGACUUCCAGAUCCAACAAUGCCUGAUUUAUCUUUACUACCGUCAUUGAUUGUUGAUUGUUUUGUUAUAACAAUGGUGUCAUAUACAAUAUCAAUGUCAAUGGCACUUAUAUUUUCACAAAAAUUAAAUUACGAAGUUGAUGCUAAUCAAGAAUUAUUAGCACUUGGUCUUGGUAAUUUAACUGGAUCAUUUUUUUCAUGUAUGCCAUUUACAGCAUCUUUAUCACGUUCACUUAUUCAACAAACUGUUGGAGGUAAAACUCAAUUAGCAAGUUUAAUAUCAUGUUCAAUAAUAUUAUUUGUUUUAUUAUGGAUUGGACCAUGUCUACAACCAUUGCCAAGAUGUGUUUUAGCAAGUAUCAUUGUUGUGGCAUUAAAAGGAAUGUUUUUACAAAUUAAAGAUUUAAAAAAAUACUGGAGAUUAUCAACAGCAGAUGGUUGUUUGUGGCUUGUAACAUUUUUAUCUGUUAUUAUAUUAGAUAUUGAAUAUGGACUUUUGAUUGGUGCUGUUAUUUGUUUUUCAAGACUCAUUGUAUUAUCAAUCAAACCAUACACUUGUAAACUAGGUCUUGUACCAGGAACAGAUCUUUAUUUAGACACCAAUCGAUAUGAAAAAACUGUUGAUGUACCUGGUAUACAAAUAUUGCACUACUGUGGUGGUCUUAAUUUUGCAACAAAAAUACAUUUUCGUAAAUCAAUUUUUAAGGUAACAGGUGUUAAUCCACAAAAACAAUUAUCACGUCAGCUCAAGGAUGAUACUAAAAAAAUUAAAUGUGAUUUAAAUAAUCAAAAAUAUUUUCGAGUACUGAUACUUGAUUUUUCUGCUCUGACGAAUAUUGAUGCCGCUGGUGUAUCAGCUUUGCAUUGUCUCAUUGAUGAUUAUAUGAAAAUAAAUAUUUCGAUAUACUUGGCUGGUUGCUCAGUUGCCGUAUUUGAAACGAUGAGAAAGUGCAAUGCAACGCAAAGAAAUGAACCAUUCACUCUAUUUCCAACAGUUGGUGAUGCAAUAAAUUAUGCCAAAUAUGAAAAUAUUGAAAGUGUCAAUGUACCAGUUAUUGUUUCAUCAACAAUAGACACUUGGACAUCAUCACAAGACAUAAAUUAUAAUGAUAGUAAUUACAUAAGCCGAUUGUAAUUUACACUAUUAUUAUAAUUUAUU